AUGCAAAUUGCUGUACUUCCUAUUGGUAAAUUCAUGGCUGCAACACUUCCAAAGAAUAAUUUUGCCUUGUUUGGGAGAUGGGGUUCAUUUAGUUUGAAUCCAGGACCUUUUAAUAUUAAAGAGCAUGUUGUUAUUACUGUUAUGGCGAAUUGUGGUGUGUCUAUUGGUGGUGGUGAUGCUUAUAGCAUUGGAGCUAUUACUGUUAUGAGGGCUUAUUAUAAACAAAGUGUUGGUCCACUAGUGACACCGUGGUCCUCGAUUCUAAAUGUUGGCGUUGGAUUUGUCAUGUUCAUAUACAUCAUUGUUCCAUUAUGUUACUGGAAGUACAACACUUUCGAUGCUCAGAAGUUUCCAAUCUUUUCAAAUCAGUUGUUCACAGCUAGCGGGCACAAAUACGAUACCACCAAAAUUUUCACUCCACAAUUCCAUCUCAACAUUUCUGCUUAUGAAAAGUACAGCAAGCUCUACCUCAGUCCUUUGUUUGCUCUCUCAAUUGGAUCGGGAUUCGCGUGGUUUACAGCAACCCUCACGCAUGUUGCACUAUUUCAAGGCAGUGAUAUUUGGAAGCAGAGUAGUUCAGUUGUGAAGAAUGUCAAGAUGGACAUCCAUGCAAAGUUGAUGAAGAGUUAUAAGCAA
Capsicum annuum is the source of this 636-nucleotide messenger RNA. Its product is annotated as oligopeptide transporter 3-like. The record is from RefSeq and is a predicted model, not a curated record. Gene Ontology annotation, molecular function: oligopeptide transmembrane transporter activity. NCBI's taxonomy places the organism in Eukaryota, Viridiplantae, Streptophyta, Magnoliopsida, Solanales, Solanaceae. The transcript is spliced from 3 exons. Gene Ontology annotation, biological process: transmembrane transport. The annotation marks the transcript as partial.